This is a messenger RNA of Dictyostelium purpureum, 1404 nucleotides long. RefSeq lists its product as uncharacterized. Gene Ontology annotation, biological process: NLS-bearing protein import into nucleus. The record is from RefSeq and is a predicted model, not a curated record. The coding region runs from base 1 to 1404 and encodes 467 amino acids. NCBI's taxonomy places the organism in Eukaryota, Evosea, Eumycetozoa, Dictyosteliales, Dictyosteliaceae. Gene Ontology annotation, molecular function: nuclear import signal receptor activity; protein binding. Gene Ontology annotation, cellular component: nucleus. The transcript is spliced from 2 exons.
AUGAUGAAAGAAAACAAAAAUAAAAAAAUUAAACUUGAUCAUAAUAAUAAUAAUAAUAAUAAUACAAAAAAAAAUAAAUAUAAAGAUAUUGAUUAUUUUAUAAAAAAAACAAAAUCAGAUGAUAGGGAUAAAAUAUUAAUUGGAUUGGAAGCACUCUUUGAUAUAAUAGUUCUAACUGAUGAAUGUGACCCAAUCAAAAAUAUUAUAUUGUCUGGACUGGUACCAAAAUUUAUAGAAUUUUUGUAUUUAAAAGAUAAAAAAAUUCAGUUUGAAACAUGUCGGAUUUUAAAUAAAAUCGUAUUAAGUGGUCAAAGUUGUUUAGAAUCAGAUACAGUACAUGCUUUAGUUAGUUUAUUAGACAGUGGGGACCCAGAUUUAUUUAAUAAAGCAACAAAGUGCCUUACAUCCAUUUCAAAGAAUAAAAUAUCACAAGAUUUGGUUUUAGACUCUGGUGCCACAACUAAAGUUUUACAAUUAUUUUCAAUAGAUCAAGAGAAUCAUAGAUUAUCAUUUAUAAAAAAUAUAAGUUGUUUAUUUUUUAGUAUAUGUAGAUAUCAUAUUCCAUCAUUUAAAACCAUUGAGGAUUUCUUUCCAUUCAUUCACUAUGUGUUUUUAAAUGUCACUGAUGAAAUGAUUUAUUUAAAUGUAUGUAAAGUAUUAUCAAGAGCUAUAUCAGAAUUUCCGGAAGAAACAGUUUCUAUGUUUUUUAAAUAUGACUUAUUUGGUAAAAUAAUAGAACUUUUAUAUUAUAAAGAUAAUCUUGAAAUCCAAAACUGGUCAUUAAAUGUUGUUGGAAGCCUAAUUUGCACUGAGGGUGUGGGUUUUAUUAAAAUAUUAUCAUUCAGAGGAUUGCUUCCACAUUUAUUAAGACUCUUAUCAAGUGAAAAGAAAAAAACUAGUGCAUGGAUCAUCCGUAACAUUGCAAUAGAACCAUGCACUCAACAACUAUUAUUCGACCACGGCAUUGUUGAAAAACUCAUAUCGAUGCUUGAUAGUGAGAAAAAAUUAUUAAAUGAUAUUUUGUAUCCGAUAUACUACUGUCUUAGAGAUCCUGAUAUUGUCAAUCAAAUGGUAGAGCUCGGCAUUGUCAAGCUCUUAUGCUCAUUACUCUCUACCUUGUUUUAUGAUAAUGAUAGGGACAUUCUUGUACUCAAAGCUCUACUAUUGAUUUUGAAUGUCAAUGAUUUAUCUUCUAAUAAUACUUCAAUUGUAUUAGAAGUUUUUAUGGAAGCCCAAUUCUUGCACCACUUAAACAAUUUUGUCGGAAAAAACCAAAAUCAUUUAACUUCUAAAGAAAUCUCCAAAGUUGAAAAACUAAUUUGUUAUUUUGAUGUUUAUUCAAACGAAAUUUCCCAACUAUAUCAUUUAAAGGAACAUUAUUAUAAUAAAUGGGAUCUAAUUUAA